CCUCGAGGUUUAACCUACAUACCACCCCCAAAGAUUUAGUCUCCUUCAGUGCCGCCCCUCUCGAUAACUUCCGCGUCAACAACAUUUCUAAUUUACUGUUGUUUUGACUGUAUGCUUUUCAAGAAAUGGUUCAGAAGACCGACGUGACUCUGGAAAUGUAGCUACAUUUUGCCUUGAUAUUUAAGUCUAUUGGAUUCAUAAGGACCUGGAUCAUAAAAUACAUCUGGAAACCUUGAAGAUAAAAAGUCUGAAUGAUGAGUACCCAGUCUGUCCCAUUUGAGGAGGUGCGGAGGAGAGCUGAGUCCCUCCUAUCCUCCUCAGGCUCUGCCCAGGAGGUAAAGGCUGAUGUCCAGGUCAUGGCCAACAUCCCCCUGUCCCUGUCUGACAAGUUUCACCACAUCACAGCGCAGACCAUGGUGACAGAGAACAUCACAGGGCACAGAAGGCAAGAGGUCCUAGAGUCUUUGGGUCGGCUGUGUAAAGCCUUGAGUAUCCUGGAGAAGUAUGGCUGUAACCUGACCAGCCCCAGCAGGCCCAGGUACUGGCGGAGCGUCAAACACAACAACCCAGUUUUCAGGACUACCGUGGACGAAAUCAAGGGUGGCAAGUCAGUCCUAUUUCUUUACGGUUACACCAAUCAGCAGCCAGACGGGCUCAGCUUCCCUGAUGAUGUCAUACAUCCAGACGUUGAGAAGGUUGCUGCGGUGACCAUUGAGGUCAUGAUCCUGCACAUGGAAAUGGACAUGCUCAUCAAGGGUACACAUGCUCACCCAGAAAUGUACAGCAAUAUCAUCCCAUCCCCUAAUCUACAGAAGACAACCCAGGAUGAACCAGAGCUGAUGUCUGAUGUGGUGGUCAUUCCACCAGGAGAGGAGCGCGGGGACAGGGGGAAAGACCUUCAGCCGCUAUCUCCUCCACCCAAACAUGCUACCAGUCCUGGACUAAGACAUGUCCCCACCACUCCUACUGAUGGGAUGUGUGAUUUGUGCGGUGCCACUCCCUCUCUCCUCUGCCCAGCCUGUGGUUCUCUUCCCUUCUGUCAGUCAUGUGACCUCCUCUACCACAUCCACCCGUCCAGAGCCAAUCACAGGAGAGAUAGAAUACAGGAGACCUGUAUACUCUGUGGAGUGUUCCAAGUCUCUGCCAUUUGCUCCACCUGUUCUCAGAGGCUGUGUCUGGAGUGUGACAGACUGUACCAUUCUCACCCUGACCGCGGGGGUCACAACAGGACAGUGGUUUCCCACGCCAAACCAAAAAGAGCUUUAAGCCACUCUCUUUCCUCGUGGGAGUGUGCUCAGUGCACUACAGUCAACGAGGUGAAGGCCGUGCUGUGUGUGACCUGUGAACGACCCCGCCUGGCCCUCGCUUCCCUUAUAGUUCAGGAAGACCCGGGGCAACCGCCAUCCAGCGCAGAGUGGCAGUGUAAGAGCUGUACUGUGGUGAACCAGGGCAGCAGUAUACUGUGUGAGGUGUGUGAGCGCCCCCGUCUGGCCACCCGUCCCUCUAUCACGCCAGUACUCCCCAGUACUCCAGUACUCCCCAGUACUCCAGUACUCUCCAGUACUCCAGUACUCUCCACACCAGGACCCACAUCAGAUAACGAAACAGAGUGGAUGUGUCAGUUCUGCACCUAUGUGAACUCUCAGCCUGUAGUGGUUUGUGAGAUGUGCAACUUGCCGUGUAAAGAUCCUGCAGUCACCAGCCUCAAGUCCCUCCCCCUGCAGUCUCCAAUCAAAGACUUAGCCUCACCUUCUUCUACGCCCCAACUCCGUCCCCAGAUCCCUCCCAGGGUGAACAUCGACAUCAAGAGACAGAACCUGAUGAGGGAUGAAGGGCUGAAACUUGUCCAUCAAAUACGAGAGGGAGAGAAAAAUGGAGUGGGCCCAGAGGAGGUCUACGCAGCCCUUUGUGUUUCCGGGGGCAGCAACGUCAACCCCUGCGAUUGGCUGAAAUCAGAGCUGCCCCACCUACUGGAUGAGAUCUGUGCCAUGGCGGCUUCAGCUGCUUUGCAGAACUACAAAGCAGGGGUUUCUGGGCCGCGGGAUGGAGGUUCGACAGAGCAGCAGAGUCCCAGUGUGCUACUGGGUGAGGGGGUGCGGCUGUCCAGGGUUGAGGCCAAGCAGGCAUGGCUGGCAGCAGGAGGAGACACUGAGAGAGCAGUCCGUCAGCUGCUCAGAGACAGACAGGUCAAGAUGCGCGAGCUGCGUUCUCUGGGUUUCCGGGAGGCGUCCCAGUGUGAGGAGGCUCUGCGUCUGAGUGGAGGAGAGGUGCAGGGGGCUCUGUCCGUGCUGCAGCGGCCCCUUCUGGAGCCCUUCCACCAGCGCAUCUGGAGCGACCAGCCAGAGGCCCCUAUUGAUGCCAAGAGCCCUGACAAACAGCGGAUGUGCAGGCGCCUGCUGGCGUUGUACGAGCUGCCCAGCUGGGGGCGCUGUGAGCUGGCCCUGUCUCUACUCCAGGAGCCUGAUGCCCAGUACUCCCUGGAGGACGUCGUCCAGGCCGUCGGAGAGUCCCAGGACAGGGAGUUCCUCCGCCGCCUCCUCAACAACGAGUGCCCCUGCUGCCUCAGCAUCUUCCCCCACAGCAAGAUGCAGUCCCUGACCUCGUGUCAGUGCUCGGUGUGCCACGAGUGUUUCACGCAGCACUUCACCAUCGCUGUAAGAGACAAACACAUCAGAGACAUGGUGUGUCCCGUGUGUGCAGGACCAGACAUCAACGACCCUGAGCACCUGGACAGCUACUUCUCUACCCUGGACAUCCAGCUGCGAGACUGUCUGGAUCGUGAAGUGUACGAGCUCUUCCACAAGAAGCUGAUGGAGCAUGCUCUGAUGAAGGACCCCAUGUUCCUGUGGUGUUGUCACUGCACCUUUGGGUUUAUCUAUGAUGGAAACCAGCGCAAAGUCACCUGUCCCACGUGUAUGAAGAGCUUUUGCAACCAAUGCAAAAAGCCUUGGGAAGCUCAGCACCAGGAUGUAUCCUGUGAGCAGUUCCAGUUGUGGAAGAGAGAGAACGACCCUGACUACCAGAGACAGGGACUGGCCGGGUUCCUGCGGGACAAUGGCAUCACCUGUCCUCACUGCAGGUUCCAGUAUGCCUUGACCAAAGGGGGCUGCAUGCACUUCAGCUGCUCCCAAUGCAGAUACCAGUUCUGCAGCGGCUGCAACAAUCCCUUCCACACUACGGCAUGUAAGACAAUCCAGUGUAAAAUCACAGGUCUCCAUGCUCAUCACCCACGAGACUGUCUCUUCUACCUCAGGGACUGGGAGCCUGUCAGACUACAGGCCCUGCUGCAGAGGAAUGCUGUUGUGUUCAACACAGACCCCCCUAAUGGUACACAGACUGACGCAUGUGGAGUGAUGGAGCAGAAGGAUGAGGGAGGUCAGCAGAUGGACUCACCCUGUGGAGUCCAAACUCAGCCAGGAGAAGCUGGACUCUGCGAUAAACACUACAGAGAGUACCUGGUUAGUCUCAUUAACGGACACACCCUGGACCCCGCUCUUCUCUAUGACCAACAAGAGGUGACAGUUGCCUGCAGGAGGUACCAGGUGGAGGAGCAACAAGGGGAGGGGGAGGACGACCAGGUGUACCUGGAUCGACUGCUGAAGAAACUGAUGGAAGUCCCACUUGGAGAAAAUGUUCCUCGGAUGAGAUGAAGACUGGUUGAUAAAAUAUUUAAAAUCAUUCUAAGGAAAGUACAGGUAUCCUAUUUGCAAACAGCACCAAGUGAAGGAGUCAGGUUUCAAACCUCCCACCACAUUGCAUUACCAAGCUGUUAUAUUACAUCUCAUUGAAGUUUAACAUGUUUUGUUCUUUACAUGCUUCAUUUGAUUUAUGACAUCUACAGUUAUUAGUGUCAAAAUUCCUCUCUGUAAGGAUACAGUUGCAAAGACAGACUGACAAGACAGGCUAAUCAACAACAGUCUUUCUUGUUUAUUUUUUAUUAAAGAUAUAAAAUAUUUUUUCAAUAUGUCACUAAACAACUUACAAAAUAACCAGAAGGUGUUUGUCAACUUAAACAUGACAGUCUAUAUUGUGAGAUAUUAUACAAAGUGUAACUGCAGGGUAUACCAUGUAAUAAAUAGGCUACUCAUGCAAUAAAGUAUUUUAUUGAUUUGAAAAUUA
This is a messenger RNA of Salmo salar (Atlantic salmon), 4119 nucleotides long. Its product is annotated as E3 ubiquitin-protein ligase RNF31. Gene Ontology annotation, molecular function: linear polyubiquitin binding; ubiquitin protein ligase activity; K63-linked polyubiquitin modification-dependent protein binding. Gene Ontology annotation, cellular component: LUBAC complex. The record is from RefSeq and is a predicted model, not a curated record. NCBI's taxonomy places the organism in Eukaryota, Metazoa, Chordata, Actinopteri, Salmoniformes, Salmonidae. Gene Ontology annotation, biological process: protein linear polyubiquitination.